Molecule: messenger RNA, 2032 nt
Organism: Etheostoma cragini (Arkansas darter)
Lineage: Eukaryota; Metazoa; Chordata; Actinopteri; Perciformes; Percidae
Gene: ncoa4
Product: nuclear receptor coactivator 4
Exons: 11
Coding region: 224-1573 (449 amino acids)
Biological process (GO): intracellular iron ion homeostasis; response to hormone
Molecular function (GO): transcription coactivator activity
Source: RefSeq, a predicted model, not a curated record
GGUGCGUGUGGAUCUUCAGAGCAGUGUGAGUCGUCAGCAGGAGGCUCUGCGGUGUAGAGAGGUCUGGUUGCUGGAUCAGAUCCAGAUCCUGGAGCAGGUCCACACGGAGACCCUGCAGCACCAGCUGCACCAGCUGCACCGGCUCCGAGGACAGUUUGACGUGAUCUUCCAGCAGCUGCAGAACAACAACAGCAAGGACCUGAACCAGCAGCUGACCUGCUGCAUGGAGAAGUUGUCCUCCAUGAGUCUGACGCCCGAGGAAACACCUGACAUCAGUUUCCAUGCCGACGCUCGCUCUCUGAAGCAGGCGAUCACCUCGUUUGGUAGCAUCACAGCUAAGCUGGUGGAGGGCGUGUCGUCUCAGAGCCCCGCCCCCCAGAGAGGACAGGUCAGCUGUCCUAUCACGGCAAAGAAACAGAAGGUGGAGGCUGCUGCUCUGGGCAACUGGCUGCUGGGAACUCCUCCAGCAAGCAACGCUCCUAUUGGCUACCAGUCCAGCAAGAACCCUCAGGAUUGGCUGAUGGCAAACAAGGAGAUUAAGACUUCCUGUCCUGCCCUGGCUUCGGUGGACUUCCUGCAGGCCUGGGGUCAGCUGAGAGAUCUGGAGGCGUGGCUUCAGACGGGCGCCCCCGGCAACCGUGAGCGUACCGACAGCAGCUGCAGCUCCGAGUUCUCCAUCGAGAAGAUUGACGAAUCAGAGCUCACCGUGCAGGAGGAGGAAGAAGAAGAAGGUCUGAACGGCUGGCUCAUCACCCCGGCUACUGUCUCCAUGGAGACCGUGUCAGUCGGCGAGCGGUGGCGAGACGUGCUGAUGCCUUUCCAGGAGGGCUGGGAGGCACGUGAUUGGCUGUGUGCUGUGCCCCGGCCGGCCGACUGCUCCGCCUGCUGCCAGACGGCCGCCGCCCCCCCGCUGGAGAUAGAGAACCUGGGACUGCUUAAGUGCCUGAAGGUGGCCCCCAGCCAGACCCCCACCCCGGCCCCCAGCCAGACCCCCACCCCGGCCCCCAGCCAGACCCCCACCCCGGCCCCCAGCCAGACCCCCACCCCGGCCCCCACCCCGGGGACCCUGGAGUCGUGGCUCCAGCAGGCGGUCCCCCUGAAGACGACCUGCAGAGCCAAUGAGAUCUGCUCGUCCUACGCCGACUGCGUGUGCGAGCAGAACUGUGGGAGGGACGCGCUGAGUGUCUGGCUGCUCCGGCAGGACGGACGGGACAAGAACGGCGUCCCGGUUGCCACGCCGACCGGCACCAAGAACGUCCCGCCCACUUUGCACCGCAGGGAGCAGGAACAGAAGGUUCAGGCAAUCCUGGAGGCCUGGCUGCAUCCCCCCACCCCCUCCUCCGGGGAGGAGAAGGCCGCUAGGGAGGAGUCUCUGUUCCAGACUCCUCUGGAUCCGGAUCUCUGGGUUGUCCCGAGACAGACACCCCCCCAACCUGCAGACGCACAGGAGGACAAAUGGCUGCUGAGGAAGAGGACUCAGGCUCAGGAGCGCCUGUCUGUCUGUGAGCUGUUCUCCUGUAUGAAGCUGAGCGGAGACAAAGACAAAUGGCUCCACACGUCUCAACAGAUGUGACAGCUCUUCUUCUCUCCUCUGAGAGUCACUUUAUUGCUGAUCAGCGCACACGACCGCAACCAUCGAGAUGCCGCCUUCCUGUGACAUCAUCACGCUGUCCUCCAAUCAGGACCCAGAUCAUCGUCUCCACCAGAGAAACUAAAAUUUAAUGUUUUUAUUGUCUGAUUGCAGCUUCUUUGAGUGUUUGAAAGGGGGGCGGGGGGCUGGUGAAGGGGGGGCGGGGCUAAAGUUGCCUUUAUUUUAAUCAAGCGUGUUUUUAUCAUUUAAUUUUUUAACACGAUCUCUGUUCCUUUUUUAUUUUCUUUUAUUGUGAAAGGGAAAAGAUCCACUUCCGGUCGCCCAGACUGCAGGCUGCUUUCCUCCGGCGCCGUGCACGCGCUAAUUAGGGUUUUCUUUCUCUCGCCGCGUUCUGCACGCGCUCAGUAGGGUUUUCUUUCUCUCGCCGCGUUCUGCACGCGC